AUGGAAGCUCAAAAUCUGCAAAAAGGGAAACGCAAAAGAGAUACACUUUCAGUUCGUGAAUACUACUGUUACAAGCUUCAAAUGAGAAACGAUGAUGAAGAUCAAAUUUUGCAUACAGGAAGAUUACUCCAGCAAUAUUCAGUUGAUGAAUAUAUAAAAUUGGAAACACAAAGAUUAGACUUUGUUUCAUUCAAUCAAGAUUUAUUUAGAAUGGGUAUACUGCAAGGACUUCUCAAUAUUCUAAGACUGGGUGAACGAGAUGCUUCUAAUGUUAGAAAACAAACUUUUCUGCCAAAUUCUUUUAUAGGAGGUCCUAGAGAUAUGCGUCAAUGUUAUAUGGAUGCUAUUACAUUAGUGCAACGUUUCGGGAAACCUGAUUUGUUUAUAACUAUGACAUGUAACCCAUCUUGGACGGAAAUAAAAGAACAUCUAUGGUCAACUGACGAGGCACAAAAUAGACCUGAUUUGAUUACUCGAGUGUUCAGGGCUAAAAUAGAAGAACUGAAGACGGAUAUAUUGAAACAAAAUAUCUUUGGAAAAGUUGUUGCUUUUAUGUACACCGUGAAGUUUCAGAAACGAGGUUUACCCCAUGCUCAUUUUCUUAUUAUACUAGGUAAUGAGCAUAAAUUGUUGACAGUAGAGGCGUAUGACGAUAUAAUCAGAGCAGAAUUACCAGAUGACAAGGCAGAACCAGAUUCGCUUUACAGAAGACGAAAUACAGGGGAAGUUGUGAAAGUAAGAGAACAAUAUUUACAUAACUCCUGGGUUGUUCCGUACAAUCCUUAUUUACUUGGGAAAUUCAAUUGUCACAUAAAUGUUGAAGUGUGCUCCGACAUCAAAGUCGUGAAAUAUCUCUACAAAUACAUUUGUAAAGGACAUGAGAAAAUUGCGUUCUGUGUACAAAAUAACAAUACAAACAUAGAGAUAGAUGAGGUAAAGGAAUACAGAUCUGCUAGAUGGGUAUCACCUCUAGAAGCCGUAUGGCGUCUCUUUGGUUUUCCUAUAAGCGAAAUGUCUCCCAGCGUUUAUCGUCUUCAACUACAUCUUGAAGGUCAACAAUUUGUUUCUUUUAAGAGCAACACGGAUAUACAUACAAUUGUGAAUAAUUCGAUGAUCCAGAAAACAAUGUUAACUGAAUUCUUCUACAUGAAUGAUACCGACGAAGAUGCUAAAGAGCUCAACUUAUUGUACAAAGAAUUUCCUGAAUACUUCGUGUCAUCCUCCAGUGACAAAUUUUGGGCACGUAGACAAAAACGUUGUGCUGUUGGUCGUAUUGUGACAUGUCAUCCAAUAGAAGGAGAACGAUAUUAUCUUAGAUUAUUACUAUUGCAUGUGCAAGGACCGACGUCAUAUAAGGAUCUUUUGACAGUAAAUGGAGAGCCUUGUAGUACUUUCAGAGAGUCCGUAGAAAAAAGAGGAUUAUUGCACUGUGAUAAUAGCUUGAUAGAGUGUAUGUCUGAGGCCACAAGUUAUCAAAUGCCAUAUAGUUUACGACGUUUAUUUGCUACGUUACUGGUGUAUUGUGGUCCUGCCAACCCCAGAAAAUUAUGGGAACGAUUUGAAGAAUCGAUGAUUGAAGACUAUAAAGUGUUACAAACUAUUGAAAGAAGAGAAAUUUGA
This is a messenger RNA of Nicotiana attenuata, 1620 nucleotides long. RefSeq lists its product as uncharacterized. The transcript has 2 exons. The record is from RefSeq and is a predicted model, not a curated record. NCBI's taxonomy places the organism in Eukaryota, Viridiplantae, Streptophyta, Magnoliopsida, Solanales, Solanaceae. The coding region runs from base 1 to 1620 and encodes 539 amino acids.